Molecule: messenger RNA, 1325 nt
Organism: Lepus europaeus (European hare)
Lineage: Eukaryota; Metazoa; Chordata; Mammalia; Lagomorpha; Leporidae
Gene: ACTRT3
Product: actin related protein T3
Exons: 2
Coding region: 26-1144 (372 amino acids)
Source: RefSeq, a predicted model, not a curated record
CCCAGGCGGCCCAGGCGGCGGCGGCAUGAACUACGAGCACCUUCCCGUGGUGAUCGACAACGGCUCGGGGGUGAUCAAGGCGGGUAUGGCCGGGAGCCGCGAGCCCCAGUUUGUCUACCCCAACAUUGUGGGCCGCGCCAAGGGCCAGAACUGGGCGGUCGAGGGCGCGCAAGAGCUGUGCGUGGGCGACCAGGCGCAGGACCGGAGAAGCUCGCUGUCCAUCAGCUACCCGGUGGAGCGCGGUCUCAUCACUUCCUGGGGGGACAUGGAGAUCAUGUGGAAGCACAUCUACGACGCCAACCUGAAGCUCAAGCCCUGCGAGGGCCCAGUCCUGAUCACGGAGCCGGCUCUGAACCCCCUGGCCAGCCGACAGCGCAUCGCCGAGGUGUUUUUUGAGCACCUAGAUGUGCCUGCCUUCUACAUGUCCAUCCAGGCUGUGCUGGCUCUCUUUGCUGCUGGCUUCACUACUGGCUUUGUGCUGAAUUCAGGUGCUGGGGCUACCCAGUGUGUACCCAUCUUUGAGGGCUACUGUCUGCCUCAUGGUGUCCAGCAGCUGGAUCUGGCAGGCCUCGACCUCACCAGCUACCUCAUGAUGCUCUUGAAAGACCAUGGGAUCAUGCUGCUCAGUGCUGCAGACAGAAAGGUGGUCGCAGACAUUAAGGAGACUACCUGUUAUGUAGCAAUGAACUAUGAAGAGGAAAUGGCCAAGAAACCUGAGAGUAUAGAGAAAAUUUACCAACUCCCCGAUGGGAAGAUGAUCAAGCUCCAUGAGCAGCUCUUCCGUUGUCCAGAGGCCCUCUUCUGUCCAAGUUUCAUGAACGUGGAUGGCCCUGGCAUUGAUAAGAUGUGCUUCAGCAGCAUAAUGAAAUGUGAUACAGAUCUUAGAAAUUCCUUCUUCUCCAAUAUUAUCCUUUCUGGGGGAUCGACCUCUUUCCCUGGCUUAGACAAGCGGCUGGUUAAGGAUAUAGCAAAGGUGGCACCCGCCAACACGCCAGUGCAGGUCACAGCUCCCCCAGAAAGGAAAAUAUCAGUGUGGAUGGGAGGUUCUAUUCUUGCAUCCCUGUCUGCCUUCCAGGACAUGUGGAUCACUGCUGCAGAAUUUAAAGAAGUGGGGCCCAACAUAGUACACCAAAGAUGCUUCUGAAAUGCAGAUAAAAUGGUUAGGAAAAAAAUGUUUUCUGUGUAUGUGACAGAAAACUUUCGCUAUUAUGUUUCUGGGAGAACAGAAAACAUUUCAAUGAUUGGGAUGUCCAUGUUUUUGUUGCAUUUCUAUGAGGGUAAAUAAUAAUGGUGAGAUACUCAAACAACACAUGUUGAGUAAAACA